GAACACCGGAACCGGGCCAGAAAGCCGCUGCCGUGCGCUUUGUACCAGCGUACCGCGGCGGCAGGCCAAAGCAAUCGAUGCGGACCGGCUGUGCCGCGUCCAACGGCAAGCGCGCAGUCCGAAGCAAUCGAGGGCGGAGCAGCGGCAUGCGGAGGGCAUGGCGGCGGGCGGGCCGCGGCGCCUGGUGCACCUGGACAUGAAGGGCGCCGCGCCCCGCGCAGGGUACCUGGUGGAGGUGCUGCCGCUGCUUCGCUCCCUGGGCGCCACCGGACUGCUGCUGGAGUAUGAGGACACCUUCCCGUAUGCGGGGCCGCUGGGGCCGCUGCGGGCACCCCACGCAUACAGCCCCGGGGAGGUCCGGGCCGUGCUGAGCCAGGCGAGAGCGCAGGGGCUGGAGGUGGUGCCGCUGGUGCAGACCUUCGGGCACAUGGAGUUUGUGCUGAAGCACAAAGAGUUUGCUCAUCUCCGGGAGGUGAAGGCCUUUCCCAACGCCCUCAACCCGCACAAGGAGGAGUCGCGGGCACUGGUCAAAGCCAUGAUUGACCAGGUCAUGGCACUGCAUGGAGACAUAAAGUGGUUUCACAUCGGAUGUGAUGAGGUCUACUACCUCGGCGAGGGAGAGGAGUCAAAGCAGUGGCUGCAGCAACAGGACAACACUCCAGAGAAGCUGUGCUUAUCCCACAUAAAAGCAGUAGCGAGUUGUGUGGCCUCAUCUUACCCCACUGUGACACCCAUCGUGUGGGAUGACAUGCUCCGAGGGAUAAGUGAGGAGACACUGGCAGAAUCUGGGGUGCCACAGCUUGUGCAGCCAAUGAUCUGGGACUACGCAGCGGACCUGGAUGUGGAAGGCAAAGUGCAUCUCAUAGAGAAGUAUCGUAGAUGCGGCUUCUCCAAGGUGUGGAUUGCUAGUGCUUUUAAAGGAGCUACAGGAGUGAAUCAGUCUCUAAUCCUUAUUGGACACCACUUAAAAAACCAUCUUCAGUGGCUGAAAGUGGCAAGCAAAAUCCCUGCUGAUGUCCUCGAAGGUAUCGCACUGACCGGCUGGCAGAGGUAUGAUCACUUCUCUGUUUUGUGUGAGCUUCUCCCAGUGGCAAUUCCAUGCUUGGCUGUAUGUCUGCAAACACUAAAGAAUGGUGGAUAUUCUGACAAGGUUAAAGAAAAUGUGGAAGAGCUUCUGGGAAUGUCUAACCUGGAAAUUGAUACUUUCAUGAGCACAAGUCUGGGAACCUUUCCUGGGAGCAAUAUUCUCACGCUUGUGACCGAAAUCAGUUUCUACCUCAAGUCAUCAGUGGAUGAACUUCUUGAAAGGAACAGGUAUGUCACAGGCUGGUUCAGCCCCUACCACAGGAAAAGGAAGAUUAUCCAUCCUAUAAUAAUGCAUCACUUUCAGCCAGAUGCAGUAAGUCUUCUCUCCAAGUGGAAUGGUGUGGUGCAAGACCUCCAAGCAGCCAUGGAGCAAGUCUUCCACAAAUGUACUGUAGAGGAGUGGAUGGAGGAGAACGUCUACCCCAGCCUCCAGAAGCUGCAGCAAGUGGUGGAUGAUUUAGACGAAGCGAUAAAGGCACAAAAUUAGGGACAUUUCA
Molecule: messenger RNA, 1583 nt
Organism: Neopsephotus bourkii (Bourke's parrot)
Lineage: Eukaryota; Metazoa; Chordata; Aves; Psittaciformes; Psittacidae
Gene: HEXD
Product: hexosaminidase D
Exons: 12
Coding region: 158-1573 (471 amino acids)
Biological process (GO): carbohydrate metabolic process
Molecular function (GO): hexosaminidase activity
Source: RefSeq, a predicted model, not a curated record